Molecule: messenger RNA, 1503 nt
Organism: Balaenoptera acutorostrata (minke whale)
Lineage: Eukaryota; Metazoa; Chordata; Mammalia; Artiodactyla; Balaenopteridae
Exons: 3
Coding region: 1-930 (309 amino acids)
Source: RefSeq, a predicted model, not a curated record
AUGAAGGGGGAGACUUCACACCCCAGGAGCCAAAGUCUGGAGAGGAGGAGAAGGGCAAGACGGGGGUGCCGGCAGUGCUGGCUGCCUGGGGCUGUGUUGGAGCAUGACUGCAGAGAUCCCAGAGAGCCUCAUGGGUCACUGCUCUUCCACCGCUUGCCCUCGGCUGGGGCCUCCAGGUGGUCACUGCUCCUGUGUAACACGCACACGAGGUUGCCGUGGGUACUCCUCCCUGAUGUGACGUUGGCUUUGGAAGCAGCUGAAUUCAGGGGCUCACUGCUUUUGCUGUAUCUUUCGAGUAGGACUGUGCCCUUGGAGGAGGGGGGCUUUCUAAGAACGCUGGGAGGACCCUUUGGACUACAUCAAUGGAAAUCAUCCAGCAUCUGCCAGCCUCAACUGCCCAUUCUGGAGACAGCAAAAAGGGACAUUAAGAAGGGGGCAGACGUCCGGAUGUGUGCAGACAGGGGCUGGGGACGCCUGGGCCCAUUCAUGCUUCGGGCUUUCCUGAGUGUUUGGGGUAGGGGACGUGGCUUUGGACAAAUGCUUUCCUUCCGUUCUUCCCCACCCAUCUCACUUCACACCCCUACCCACGUCUCAUGGGUGGCCACACAAGGGCCUCCUACGGCCACCUGUCAGCUUAACAGGGAGAAGCCUGCACCCUCAGGGCACUCAGAUGAGCCCAUUGCAUUUGCAAUCCGGGCCCAGAACUUUCAUGAGAGGCCAGCCAGAGGCCCCAGGCACGGGUCCCUCCUGGUCCCUUUCAGAGUGGGGUUCCUUUCCAGCCAGCACAGCCUGCUUCCAGGCAAGCAGGAAAGGGGCUCUGAGGCUGCAGGCAAGGCACUGUUCUGUCGCCAAGCACACAGCCUGGGGACUCCUCAGCCCUCUGCUCCUCUGGACGUGAGGUGGGAUGGCGCUUCCUGCCACCGCAGCUAAAGCCACACACGUCGUGCGUCACCACACGAGCAGCACAGGCUCCUCCGUGUCCACACAGACACACGCACACGCCCUCGUGUGAGCAAUCACCCCCUGCAAGGUCACCACCCAGCCGCCCAUACAGACCCCCGCUGACGGAGACAAGCCCCCCACAUAUACACAGAGCAAUAUGCACAGCAGAGUGGCCUCUGGCCCAGGAAGGGCCUGGACGGCACUCACCGGGAGGAGGUGAAGAGGGACCCAUUGACUCCUCCAAAUGUGGACAGGGCGACGGAAAUGGGCAUGAUCCAGGCCAUGACCCCUAGGAGCUUCUCUCCAAAAGUCUGGGAGAGAAAACAAGGAGUGAGCAUAAAAGGAGAGGUCACAGCCUCCCACCUGCGUGUCACUGCUGGGAAUGUUCCCUCCCAAACCCACCCCUGCUGAGUCUCUCUGGCUAAAGUCCUUGAGAGGAGGGACCACAGCUUCCCUGCCCCAGCCCCUCCUGCGCCCCUACUUCCCUUGGUGAUGACUACACACUGGGGAUUCAGUAAUUCAGUAAUGUUUGGAACUGAUUAACUAAUGAAUGAGACUGUG